CUAGUUUGCGCACUUUUCAACACUGCCCAGCGCGCCAUCUUUUUUUCUUCACAAAACAUAUUUUUUCGUCCUGCUUUUUGGGUGUGUUCGCUGCGCAAAAGGCGAGAAAAAGCCAGGAUAAGCAAGGAAAACCCAGGAAAAACCGAGCCGCAAAUACCCACUGAUAGCCAGCGGGAAAAAGGAGCAUUCACACACACAGACAGAGCACCACAAGCCAUAUCCAUAUCCAAUCAUAAUGCCACGCUACCGGGAAUGGGAUUUGGCCUGCAAGGUGUACGUGGGCAACCUGGGCAGCUCCGCAUCCAAGUACGAGAUCGAGAACGCAUUCAGCAAGUAUGGACCCUUGCGCAACGUUUGGGUGGCCCGUAAUCCGCCCGGUUUCGCCUUCGUGGAGUUCGAGGAUCGCCGCGAUGCGGAGGACGCGACCCGUGGCCUGGACGGCACCCGCUGCUGUGGCACCCGCAUCCGCGUCGAGAUGUCCUCCGGCCGUUCGCGCGAGGGGCGUGGUGGCGGCGGCGGAGGCGGUGGAGGAGGCGGCGGCGGGGGCGGAUCCGGGGGCGGUGGCCGCGGCGGAGGCAGUGGCGCCCGGGCCGGAGGAGGCGGUACAAGGGCCGGCGAUGGCGGCGGUCGUUAUAGGAUAAAGUCUUCUUCUUCUACUACAACAAGCACAACAAGAACUACUACAACAACAACAUCAAUAAUAAUAAUAAUUAAAAGAACAACAAAAAAAAAAAAAAAAAAAAAAACAACAACAGCUACUACUACUAGAACUUCUACUACUCCUCUUCCUUCAACAAGUACAACAAGAACAACAACAGCUACUACAAGAACAACUAGUACAACAGCAGAUCCUGCUCCUCCUAUUACACACAUUUCACCAACAACAACAGCCACCUCACCACCACCAUGCAAUUUGUUGUGCGGCCCUUGUCAGAAAUUCAACAAAUUCGAUAAAUAUAUUCCGCUGACCAAGAACCAGAACAAAAAACCGAAUGACCGCAACACUACACCCCCUCCACCACCUGUUCAGCUCGACCCUGGCCAAAAAACAAAUCAUCAGCGACGUCUUCGGCUCCGCAACUACAAGAAUAAUGCACCCAAAAACCAGACCAAACUCACCCACAGCCACCUGCAUACAUACAUCCCAUUAUGGGGCAAACGACCACUAUUUGUGUUGGUUAUUAAUAACAUAAAAACGAAGCCAACUUUAAUGUUUCUUUUUUGUUUUUUGAUUUUUUCUUUUUAAUUGGCACAGAAUUUUCUUUGUAAAAUAAUUUUUCCAACACUUUUUGGUCAAUAUCUUGCUUAAACCAAAUAUUUUGAAGCAUUAUUUGGUACAGUCAUGGUUUAAAAAGGAAAGUGUAUUUAAAUUGAAAAGUAAUUGUCUUCCUUUUUUUGAGCAUCAGUCGUAAGCAU
Messenger RNA from Drosophila elegans, 1416 nucleotides. RefSeq names its product RNA-binding protein 1 (gene Rbp1-like). Gene Ontology annotation, molecular function: RNA binding. The record is from RefSeq and is a predicted model, not a curated record. The coding region runs from base 236 to 1246 and encodes 336 amino acids. Gene Ontology annotation, biological process: mRNA splicing, via spliceosome. Lineage: Eukaryota; Metazoa; Arthropoda; Insecta; Diptera; Drosophilidae. The transcript has 2 exons. Gene Ontology annotation, cellular component: nuclear speck.